UUGAAAUCAGUAUAUAAUUUAGAAGUGUUGUAAGCAGUUCAAUCAAAUUAGUACCAUCUGUCAAAAUUUUGCAAAAAAAAAAAGUAAAAACAAAAUGAGAUGGCAAUAUUUGCUAGUAACCUUUUUAGCAUAUAUCUCCUUGGGGGAGUCGGAGUUAUUUGAAUUAAAUAUUAUACACAUUAACGAUUUACAUGCCAGAGUUAACCCCGUCAGUAUAUUUGGAAACACUUGUGAAAACCGCCAUAUGUGCGAGGGUGGCUAUAGGCGUCUACUAACUACAGUGCGAAAACUAACGGCCACAACAAAAAAUCCAUUAUAUUUAAAUGCUGGUAAUAACGUUCGAGGUUCAUUGUGGUAUAGAAUUGGAGGCUGGAAAGCUGUUAGAGAAUUGCUUGACGUUGAAUUAGCCAAUGCUAUGACCUUGGGAAAUCAAGAUUUGGGCGAUGGUCUAGACAUAUUAGGGGAAUUUUUGGAUGCGUAUAGAGGUUUGAUGGUCGUGGCCAAUAUCAAUGCAGAAAAUGAACCACGCAUGAUGGGUAGAUUUACUGAAUCAGUCACUCUUAAUUUAGGCAACCUUCAAGUCGGCAUAGUUGGAGCUGUUUGCGAGUCGCUAGUUGAUCGCAGUAAGAUCGGAGGACUUGUAUUCCGCAAUGCUAGCCAUGCCAUACUGGAAGAAGCAGAAGCCUUGAAAGAUCGUGGUGUUGACAUUAUAAUUGCCCUUACCCAUUGUGGCCAUGAGUUGGAUAAAAUCAUAGCCCAAAAUACCGGUUCCUUGGUGGACAUUAUUGUGGGAGGUCAUGCAAAACAUGUUUUGCCAUCGUCUAAAUCCCAGGCUCCUCCAUAUCCAACUGUCAUGCCGGUCGAUGACAAACGCAAGGUUUUAAUUGUGCAGGCUGGAAUUUAUGGACAAUCUGUGGGCCAUUUAAAGUUAAAAUUUGAUGAGCAGGGUGAUGUGAUCGACUACGUUGGCAAACUUAUAUACAUGGACAACACUGUGGCAGAAACCCCUUUAACAAAAGAUUUGUCUAAGGUAGAAGAAUUCAUAGAGAAACAAGGGAAAAUGAAAAUCGGUGUAAAUAAAAUAGAACUGCCUAAAGUUCCAUGCUAUUCUCAAGAAUGUGCUUUGGGAAACUUGUACUGUGAUGCCAUGCUAUAUGCGCUCAGAAAUGUGGAUAACGUACUAAAUGGAUGCUUAAUUCCAGCGGAAAUUAUGGAAGCAACCCUAAAUAAAGGAAAUAUCACCGUGAAGCAACUGAUGACCACAUUUCCCUUUCAAUACAAUUUAACAGCCUUAGAUCUACCCGGUGCCCAGUUGAGGAUAGUUCUGGAAAAUAUGGUUCGUGCCAUAGAUUUGGACCAUGGCAUAAAGAGUUCCAACUUAUUCCCCCAAGUAGCACGUUUUCGAAUCAAAUUCAACUUGAAACGACCACCGCUCAAACGUAUCGUUGAGCUUAAGGCAAAAUGUGACAAAUGUCGUAGUGUUUAUGAAUCCGUACAGGAUAAAACCAAUUAUCGCUUUCUCACCUUGAGCUAUCUGGUGAACAGUCAGCAAGAGGAGUUUAGCAUGCUCAAGCAUUACGCAUCCAAUGUAAGGACUUACGAUCGCGAUAGUAGUGCUCUCAUUGAUUAUAUCAAGCACCAUACACCCAUUUCUUCAAAAAUUAAUGGACGUAUAACUAUUUCUACUACAAGUUAAGUGAAAAAUAAAACGAAUUUACGUUCUAACAA
Stomoxys calcitrans (stable fly) is the source of this 1728-nucleotide messenger RNA. Its product is annotated as apyrase. Lineage: Eukaryota; Metazoa; Arthropoda; Insecta; Diptera; Muscidae. The transcript is spliced from 8 exons. Gene Ontology annotation, molecular function: metal ion binding; nucleotide binding; 5'-nucleotidase activity. Gene Ontology annotation, cellular component: plasma membrane. The record is from RefSeq and is a predicted model, not a curated record. Gene Ontology annotation, biological process: AMP catabolic process. Bases 95 to 1696 code for a protein of 533 amino acids.